AUAGUUAGCUUUAAGAUCUUUUAAUUUUGUUACGUUCAUAAGUGCAGUUAAAGAAACAGGUUAAAAACAAAAUAUAUAAUCAAAAUCGCACGUUGCAAUGCUUUAAAAAUGUAAAAUCUUUUUAAAAAUUGUGUUACGUAUCGAGUGAUAUAUAUUUAAUCUAGGCCUAAUAUUUAUUCAUUACUUCUAAGUGUUUUAUAUAUUUUUUUCUUUCUGAAUACGGCCUCUACAAAUUACCGCUUAUGGGCGAAAGGUAAACAGUAUGUUAUAAGUGAAAUACUGUUUUGUAUAUUCGUCUUUUGUUCUUUUUAUUAUUCAGGAAAACAUUUUUGUCGUAGUCAUAUAUGAUUAUUCGUAUUAUUUUUAAAACAAGUUACUAUAUUUUAGUAUUUCUGUAAUCGGCUUGGACGUUUAGUAAACAUACAAGAUUUGCUAUGGAAGAAUUAUAUAGCAGCGAUGAUUCAGGAGAUGGUAAGUCUAACCGAAGUCCUUCUCCUGAACAAAGCUCUCAUUCUGAAGCAGGGGAUCAAAGUGAUCAAGAGUCAGGACAAGUUGCCAGAUCAUAUCGCAGUGAACGAUCUGAAGCAAAUGAUAGUGACUCUGGUGAUGGAAGAGCAUCAUCUCCGAAUGGUCAAAGAGAUUCAGAUGAUGCUUCUGAAAGACAGGAUUCAGAUCAAGAAUCUAGAGGUCAGCAAUCAGAUGAGGAAAUGCAACAAUCUGAUGCUGAAGCUCAACAAUCUGGAGCUGAACAUUCAGAUGGAGAAGAACAGCAAUCAGAUGUUGAACAACAGUCUGAGGCUGAACAGAUGUCUGAGGCUGAAGAUGAAGCUCCACAAUCCGGAGGAGAGCAGCACUCUGAAAAUGGGGAACAAUCUGAUGUUGAAGCACAACAGUCAGAUGCUGAAGCAGAACAUUCUGAAGCUGAGCAAUCAGGUGCUGAGGCUGAACAAUCUGAGGGUGAGCAAUCUGAUGUAGAAGCUCAACGGUCAGAUGCAGAAAUGGAACAUUCUGAUGUUGAAGCACAACAUUCGGAUGCUGAAGUUCAGCAGUCAGAUGCUGAACAAUCUGAUACUGAGGCUCAACAAUCUGAUGCUGAAGCAGAGCAAUCUGAUGUGGAAGCUCAGCACUCUGAUGCUCAGCAAUCAGAUCCUGAGGACCAACAGUCAGAUGCAGAACAGCACUCAGAUGCAGGUCAGCAUUCUGAUGCAGAGCAACACUCUGCUGGGGAAGAACAGCAAUCAGAUGCUGAGAUGCAGCAUUCUGAUGCAGAAUCUGAGGCUAGGCAUUCAGAUGCAGGAUCUGAGGUGCAACACUCUGAUAGGGAGAGUGUUAAAAAUGCAUCCGGAGAUGAUGCUUCUGAGCAUCAAGUGUCAGAUGAAGAAAAUGAUAAAAGUGGUUCUGAAGAUGAGCACAAUUCUGCACGUAGUGCUACUCCACAAAGUGCAAGAGUUCCAUCAGAUGCAGAAUCUCCAAGGGGUAGUCCAGUUGCCUCUGAUAGGGGUAGCCCGGCUGAGGAACUUUCUGAUAAAGCACAUUCUGAUGCCGAAAAAGAACAAUCAGAUGUAGCGUCUGACAAUGAGCGAUCUGAUGAUGGUCGAAGAGAAGAUUCAGAUGAUGAAGAUGUGGUUCGACCAAAAAAGAAACGAAAAACUGUAUCUCAUGAAUCAGAUUCAAAUGAAGAUAAAGAAGAAAGGGGCAGUGAGAAUGAAGAUGCCUCUGGAGAUGAAUCGAUAAAGAAGAAAAAAAGGAAAAGAAAGUUUAGUGGUGACAGUCAAAAUGAUUCUGAUCAUGAUUCCAAUUUAGAAUCUAAGAAAAAGAAGAGAUUGAUUAUCGAUGAUUCUGAUGGAGGUGGAAAACACUAUCAGGUGGCGGAAGGCGUACGAUGAUGAUGGAAAUAUGACACCCGAAAGUAAUGCUAGAAUCAUCAAGUGGUCUGAUGGCAGUUUGUCACUACAUUUAGGUUCUGAAAUAUUUGAUAUUUAUAAACAGACCUUGAUGUCUGGAGACCAUAAUCAUAUUUUUAUACGUCAAGGAACUGGUUUACAAGGGCAAGCUGUCUUCCGGACAAAGCUAACAUUCAGACCUCAUUCUACUGACAGUUUCACUCAUCGUAAGAUGACCCUCUCCCUUGCUGACAGAAAUCAAAAGACUCAGAAAAUCAGAGUGGUGCCCAUCGUUGGAAAAGAUCCUGAAGCUCAUCGUUGGGAAAUGAUUAAGCAAGAAGAAGACAAACUGAGGGCAUCCAUUCGCCGUGAGAGUAAGCAAAGGAGAAUAAAAGAUAAGUCUCAUUCCAGUGGUCUCAGCCGUUCUUAUCUGGAGCCUGAUCGCUAUGACGACGACGAUGAUGGAGCCAUUUCACUGUCUGCUAUUAAAAACAAAUAUAAAAAAGGGGCUGCAGCAUCCAAAGACAGGCCUAAUAUAUAUUCUUCUGAUGAAGCAUCAGACGAUGAAGAAAGAGAGAAAAGAUUGGAACAAGCUAAGGAGAAUGAGGAAGAUGAUGAGAGUGAUCUGGAUUAUUUUGAUCGUAAAGAUGGAAAGAAGAAAACGGUAAAUAUUGAAGAGAGCGAUGAUGAAGAUUAAUUGUAAUAUAAAUUGCCCACUUUACUUAGUGUAAAUAAAUUUACUUUCAUUUUAA
Molecule: messenger RNA, 2635 nt
Organism: Parasteatoda tepidariorum (common house spider)
Lineage: Eukaryota; Metazoa; Arthropoda; Arachnida; Araneae; Theridiidae
Biological process (GO): transcription elongation by RNA polymerase II; positive regulation of transcription elongation by RNA polymerase II
Cellular component (GO): Cdc73/Paf1 complex; nucleus
Molecular function (GO): RNA polymerase II C-terminal domain phosphoserine binding
Source: RefSeq, a predicted model, not a curated record